AUGCGCUUCAACAUUGCCGCCCUCUCGGCCCUUCUGGCACUGACUGCCUCCGCCCGCCCCAUUGCCGUCGCCGACGACAACUACAUCGAGGAGACCGUCUGGCAGACCGUCUACGAAACCGUCUACCAGACCGGCAGCCCCGUCAGCGUGGCUACCGCCGUCGCUGUCGAAGAGGUCGCCAGUGCCUCCUCCACUUCCGUCGUCGCCUACUCGACUUUGACUCCCGUUAUCUCCACCGUGACCAGCGUCCCUAUCUCCGUGCCCACUAGCACCAGCAUUCCCGCCAGCUCCACCGCCUCGGCCAGCACCCCCACCGCCACCGGCAGCGGCGUCACCAUCGUCAACAACCUCGAGGACACCGUCUACCUCUGGGUCGUCACCGAGGACCCCGGUGAGAUGCAGACCGUCGCCCCCGGCGAGUCCUUCAGCGACACCUGGCUCACCAACUCCAACGGCGGCGGUAUCUCCAUCAAGAUGUCCACCACCGAGGUCUGCGACGACGUCCUGCAGUUCGAGUACACCCAGUCCGGUGACAUCCUCUUCUGGGAUUUGUCAUCCAUCAACCUGGUCAAGACCUCGACUUUCGUCACCGCUGGAUUCGGAGUCACCAUCAGUGAUGAGUCCUGCCCCACCGCUACCUGCGCUGCGGGUGAUGCCGACUGCAUUGAAUCCUACCAGCAACCUGAUGAUGUCAAUACCCUGGCUUGCAGUCUCGAUGCCGCUUACACUCUCACUCUGGGUUAG
This is a messenger RNA of Penicillium psychrosexuale, 744 nucleotides long. RefSeq lists its product as uncharacterized. The record is from RefSeq and is a predicted model, not a curated record. NCBI's taxonomy places the organism in Eukaryota, Fungi, Ascomycota, Eurotiomycetes, Eurotiales, Aspergillaceae. The coding region runs from base 1 to 744 and encodes 247 amino acids. The transcript has a single exon.